Delphinapterus leucas (beluga whale) is the source of this 2851-nucleotide messenger RNA. RefSeq names its product methyltransferase 8, tRNA N3-cytidine (gene METTL8). Gene Ontology annotation, molecular function: tRNA (cytidine-N3)-methyltransferase activity. The record is from RefSeq and is a predicted model, not a curated record. Lineage: Eukaryota; Metazoa; Chordata; Mammalia; Artiodactyla; Monodontidae.
CUGGCGCGCCUUUUCGGCUCAGCACGCGGCGCCAGGGGAGAACUCUGGGGGCGCUGUGCUGCAGCCUCUUGGUCCCCGUUACCUGUUCAAGCCCUGCAUUCAGGGGUGCGUCCCUUGCCGCCCCGGUACCCUUACGUCUCUCAGCCCCCGACUUUUGCUCUGAGAGGCCCUGACCGGGCGCCGAGAGGGUGGCGGUGUCGUGUGCUACCGCCCCUCUCCCCCGAAGGCAGCGUCCUGUGCUAAAGAAAGUGAGCUGUUAUAGAAGCGGUGCAAACCCUGAGCAUCAAGAGCAACACCUCCAAGCUCCUUCCCUGGGAACUACACUCAGCAUCCCAGCAUUAAGCCGCCAUAGCUUUGAGCAUCUGUGCUUUAUCUUGAUUUAUUUUGUGCAUCUAUUAACAAGAUGUGUCCUAAGGUACUGAUUAGGAUGAAUGUGAUUUGGAGAAAUUAUUUUUCUCGUCUAAGGAUAAGAAAGGUGCCUCACAGGUACCGAAGUAGUUAUCACCCAGUGGCCCCUCUGGGAUCAAGGAUUUUAACUGAUCCAGCCAAAGUUUUUGAACACAACAUGUGGGAUCACAUGCAGUGGUCAAAAGAAGAAGAAGAAGCAGCCAGAAAAAAAGUAGAGGAAAACUCAGCUGUGCGAGUCCUUCUGGAAGAGCAAGUGAAGUAUGAGAGUGAAGCUAGUAAAUAUUGGGACACAUUUUAUAAGAUACAUAAGAAUAAGUUUUUCAAAGAUCGUAAUUGGCUGUUGAGGGAAUUUCCUGAAAUUCUUCCAGUUGGUCAAAAAACUGAAGAGAAGGUAAAAGAAUUAUCAUGGAAUCAUGUAAAAGUUCAUGCUGCAAACUGUUUCUCAAGAAUGCACUGCCCUACUAUGCCUGAAGAAAAAAAUCAUGAUGGAGAAAGUUCUGGCUCAUCAGAUGGUCAAAACAAAGCAGGAUCUGAUUUUUCCAACCUAGACUCCAAAGUACACAGAAAAGGACCUCUGAAGACUGAAUUGUUUCCUGGUAGCAACGCCACUUUCAGAAUCCUAGAGGUUGGCUGUGGUGCUGGGAAUAGUGUUUUUCCAAUUCUGAACACUUUGCAGAAUGCUCCAGAGUUCUUUCUUUAUUGUUGUGAUUUUGCUUCUGGAGCUGUGGAGCUGGUAAAGUCGCACGCGUCAUACAGAGCAGCCCAGUGCUGUGCCUUUGUUCAUGACGUUUGUGACGAUGGCCUACCCUACCCUUUUCCAGAUGGGAUCCUGGACGUCAUUCUCCUCGUCUUUGUGCUCUCUUCCAUUCAUCCUGACAGGAUGCAAGGUGUUGUAAACCGACUGUCCAAGUUACUGAAACCUGGGGGAAUGCUGUUAUUUCGGGACUAUGGAAGAUACGAUAAGACUCAGCUUCGUUUUAAAAGGGGGCAUUGUUUAUCUGAAAACUUUUAUGUUCGAGGAGAUGGUACCAGAGCAUAUUUCUUUACAAAAGGGGAAGUCCACGAUAUGUUCUGCAAGGCUGGGUUAAAUGAGAAGCAAAAUCUGGUCGAUCGUCGCUUACAAGUUAAUAGGAAAAAAAAAGUGAAAAUGCACCGAGUUUGGGUUCAAGGAAAAUUCCAGAAACCAUUACCCUUCACUCAAAAAAGUUCCAAAUUGUUAUUUUCACUCUUUUCUCAUGGCUGAACUAUGUAUCAUGUUAAGGUACAAACCAGAGGAUUACACUAUUCAAAGUCUUCUGUAAAUCUUUCAUUUUUGAAAAGACAGAAGAAAAGAAUUUGUAUAUCCUGCUGUUUACCAUGGGUGGGCUCUUUUGUGCAUUUUAAGCACAUGUAAGUGAUUUGGAAGAGACCACAGUAUUCUGUGUUUUCAAAACUUAAUAUGCUAAAGCUUGUUUGGAUUUACUACAUCUUAAUCAUUUUGUUUGUUCUUUGAGUUUUAUAAGCAUUCAGUUAAAUUACUGAUAUAAGUCAGAUGAUUCUGAGAAGCGGAAACCUGCCAUUUUUUAGAAGUGAAAAAAACCCAUCUACUUUAUUUAUACAUUAGUUGAACACAGUUGAACUCUCCUCCACUGUUAACUGAUACAGAGGCAGCUCACCUUGUUUCCAAGGAAAGUCACAAGACCAAGACAAAAGUAUAUAUUUUUCUGUUUUGUCGUUGUUCGUCCCAAAACUUUUUUUUUCUUUAAUUCACAGACUAAUGUCUGAAACAGAAUUUUGGUUUCUCUUUCCUUUCCUAAAAUUGGGGAAGUAUGACCAAUGCUAAUAUUAUUUUCAGGCUAUUCUUAGGUGUACAAGUUGGAAGCCUUCUUUAAGACAACUGUCAUACCCAAGAAAAUUCUUAAAUUGUAGCAAUUAAAAAUUUAUUUACCACCUUGCCUCAAAAAAGACAUAAAUUGGCUUGCAAAUUGUACUUGGUAAAAAUGGAGUUUCUAAAACUGGUCUGUCAUUCAUUAUACAACAUAUACUGAGUACUUACAUUGUGCUGAAUUAUAUGGAAUAAUACAAUAAAGACCCAGCUCUGUCUUCUGAGAGCAUAAAUAGGCUCUAGCUGGCAAAGCAAACUGUGCAUCCCAAGCCAAGAUAAUAUGUGAGCAAGUACUCAAAUACGGAGCUUAUCAGCUAGCUGAUAUGCUUGAUUGAUUAUGAGCCACAGAAAUCUGGAAGACAAAUCUCUUGAAAGGACCACCAUCAGAAUGAUCAGUUCCAACUAUUUUUCCUUUUUGAACUCACUUAAAAUUCAACUUCCUGGAAGCAUAUGAUUGGUCCAAUUUGGAUCAUGGAUUCAUCUUUUUUUUUUUUUUUUUUUUGUGGUACGUGGGCCUCUCACUGUUGUGGCCUCUCCCGUUGCAGAGCACAGGCUCCAGAUGCACAGACUCAGCGGCCA